This is a messenger RNA of Symsagittifera roscoffensis, 728 nucleotides long. Its product is annotated as COMM domain-containing protein 5-like. The record is from RefSeq and is a predicted model, not a curated record. Bases 18 to 641 code for a protein of 207 amino acids. Lineage: Eukaryota; Metazoa; Xenacoelomorpha; Acoela; Convolutidae. Gene Ontology annotation, cellular component: nucleus. The transcript is spliced from 4 exons.
GUUACAGAUUUUGGACAAUGGUCAGCGGCGAAGUUGAGUCUCAGUUUAAUCUGAUAACAUCAGGAAAUGCACACAAAUUUAUUUCCAAAUUAGGUAGUAAUUUGGCAGAUUGGGAGCAAAGCAAAUGGAGAAAAAUUCUUAAAGUUGUAACGACAGCUAUAAAGUCGGACGAUGUGACGGACGAGCAGCUGGAGGUGAUUGAGAAUGAGAGCGAACAAGCUGUGUUUCUGGGACUGCUAGAUAUCUGUCAACAGACUAUCGCUUUCUCAGUCCAACUCUACCGCCAGGAACAUUUGAUCAAGGAUUUGACCUCACUUAACCUACCGAAUGCUCUGAUUGAAGAUCUGGUUCAACUGCUGUUUGUUUCGAAAAGGGAGGAGUUAUCAUCUGCAGUUGUGGCUAAUGGUCCCUGUGUAAAGAGACUAGCAGACGUCAAAUUCAGAAUCGACAUCAUUCUGUCCAACAACCGAAUGAAGAAAGUAUUGCAGCCUAGAGUGACUCUAUCAAUGGAACUGUCAGAUGGAUCUGUGCGGCAAGUUGAGCUGGACAACGAUUCCCUGCAAUUGCUGCGGUACAAAACAGCCAUGUGUCUCAAGGAAAUACAGCUAGUCAAAGCGCAGCCUAUUAUGGCGAACCCUUAACCAACUUGUGAAAGUACUCACUGGUGCUUUUUUUUUCAUAUGAAUUCAAAUAUAUUUAUCCAUUAGCUAGUAGAAUGUUUUUGAUAA